UAGCUAUGCAGCACAGGUAACAUGAGUCUAACGAUAGCUAGCUUGGUACGUAGCUAUGCAGCACAGGUAACAUGAGUCUACUAUGCAGCACAGGUAACAUGAGUCUAACGAUAGCUAGCUUGGUACGUAGCUAUGCAGCACAGGUAACAUGAGUCUAACGAUAGCUAGCUUGGUACGUAGCUAUGCAGCACAGGUAACAUGAGUCUACUAUGCAGCACAGGUAACAUAAGUCUAACGAUAGCUAGCUUGAUAUGUAGCUAUGCAGCACAGGUAACAUGAGUCUAACGAUAGCUAGCUUGGUAUGUAGCUAUGCAAUUUCAAUUUUCAAUUUAAUUUCACUUCUGGAGUGCCAAAACAUUACACACGUCUGAUAGCGCUUUGCAGAGUGUUAAACAUUCAGAAAGAGAUGCACAUAGGAAAAAACCUCAGACAGAUCCAAGACUCAAGGGCCCAACCCAUCUGCCUUGGGUCAGUUACAGUAGAGUAAGGUCAUUUGUAGUGUCAGAAAGUUCAAAUAGUCCAGUGUAGGGAAUGAGACAACACACACUCACAUGUUGAUUGUUUCGGUAGGCACUGCACAGAUGCCCACUCCGUCCCUUAAGGCCUCCAUGUCUGUGGUCCAACCUGGAGAUGACAUCAUCCUCACAUGCUCCAGAACUCCGAACACAUGCGCCACCAGAGAACUGCAGAUGUAUAAGAAUGGAGCUGCUGUAAGUGCUGGUGUCCAGCAAGACAGUGUGGUGCUCCGUUUGAGCAUCAGCAGCAGCCGAGACCAGGCCAACUACUCAUGUGGCUAUCCAGAGGGAGUAGCCAACGCUCCAGUCAGCAGCACCAUUCAAAUCACUGUGGCAGCAAACCUUUUGAAGACUCCAUUCUCAUCAAUUCCCUGGCUCCUCUACCUGCUGGUUGCAGGUGGCCUGGUCCUCCUCCUCCUCAGCAUCUUUCUAGUGUGGAGAUGUUGCCUUGGCAACAGACGCAAGAAAGGCAGCAGGGCUGCUGAUAACGUCCUUUACAAGGCACAAAGCUACAGGAGGAGCGAGGACAGCGCAGAGGCACUCAAGGAUGACGAGAGAGACUACGAGUCCGUGGAUGAUGAAGAUGAGGGAGACUACGUCAACACAGAGACUCUGGGGGGCAGAGAGCAGAGUUCGGCAGAAGAGGAAGACUACGUCAACACAGAGACUCUGGGUGGGUGGAGGACUAUUAACUGUUGAACAAUUUGACACAAAAUGGACUUGGCAAUGCUGCCAGAAAACCUCGGAAAGAUUUUUCUAUGUGUGUGCUUGUAUACCAUACUCUGAUUGAGUAAAACAUGUUUGAAAUAAAGGAUGGCAAGAGAUGGUAAAAGAGUUUAACCAAAACAUAUCAAACUGUAUUCUGACUGAAAGUGUAUCUUGUUUGGAUACUUCUGCUGUGCUAUGCUCCACUAUGCGCUAUACAAAGUAUAACAUUGCUGAGCACAAAAGAAUUCUUGAUACUCGUGAAGGUCAUGUUGAAGUAUAACUCUGCAUACGGUAUAAUCAUGUUUUAGAACUCUGCUCUAAGUAUAAUCAAGUUUGAAUAUAAAACCUGUAAGCAUCCUUGUAUACAUAUACGUAGGGUUGUGUACAGUAAGAAUUGGCUGCAAAACAAAGUGCUUGUGUGAACAUUUGUGGGUAAAGCUGUUCGCCAUAUACAAGCCUUUCCGUAAAUGAGGUGGUGAAAGACACACAAAAGAGCUUCUCCGAAUUUGUAUCUUGGAAUAUUUUACCAAUUUUCUUUCUUUCAUAACCUGUACCUUUUUUUUUAUUUCCUUUUUUAUUAUUCUAAAUAUUACAUGUAAUCGUUGGUAUCUUUUUGUACUCCUUUUUUGCUCAUAGAAAAUAAACUACCUCCAGUAGGAAUAGUUCAAAGACUUCUUGUCAGGUUGCUCUGUAAAGAGGAAGUUCUUCCUCCUGGUUUGACUAAAAUAACUAAGUAAAUAAAUAAGUCU
Messenger RNA from Sardina pilchardus (European sardine), 1972 nucleotides. RefSeq names its product allergin-1-like. The transcript is spliced from 4 exons. The coding region runs from base 552 to 1214 and encodes 220 amino acids. NCBI's taxonomy places the organism in Eukaryota, Metazoa, Chordata, Actinopteri, Clupeiformes, Clupeidae. The record is from RefSeq and is a predicted model, not a curated record.